Molecule: messenger RNA, 1274 nt
Organism: Phoenix dactylifera (date palm)
Lineage: Eukaryota; Viridiplantae; Streptophyta; Magnoliopsida; Arecales; Arecaceae
Product: homeobox-leucine zipper protein HAT1-like
Biological process (GO): regulation of DNA-templated transcription
Cellular component (GO): nucleus
Molecular function (GO): sequence-specific DNA binding; DNA-binding transcription factor activity, RNA polymerase II-specific
Source: RefSeq, a predicted model, not a curated record
CUCACUUUCCCUUCGUUCUGAAGAGUGAAAGGAGAAGGCCGCAAAAAAUUUGAGACCAAAUUAAGAUGAUGCAAGAAAAGGUUGAUCUACGCCUUAGCUUGAGCCUCCACCCUUCUCAAAACCCCUUCCCCCUGCCUUCUUCCACCUACUCUCAUUCCCCAUUCCCCCUCUGCCAAAAGCCACAAUGGAUCAAUAAUCUUCUUCAUUCUUCAGUAGAGGAGGCGCAGCCGAUGCUGAAGGGGAUCGAUGUGAACCGGAAGCCGGGGGCAGAGAGUGUUCUCGAGGAGGAGGAGGGGGAGGAGGCGUCGUCACCCGGUAGCACGCUUUCGAGUGUGAGUGGAAAGAGGAGUGAGAGAGAUCCAUUUUCCAGUGGCGUCGUGGUUCAUGGGCUUGAGAGGACGAGCUCGAGAGGGGUCAGUGAUGAGGAGGAUGGAGAGGGCUCACGGAAGAAGCUCCGGCUCUCCAAGGAGCAGUCUGCUGUUCUUGAGGAGUGCUUCAAGGAGCACAAUACCCUUAGUCCAAAGCAGAAGAUUGCGUUGGCAAAACAGCUCAACCUUAGGCCAAGGCAGGUGGAAGUGUGGUUCCAGAACAGAAGAGCAAGGACCAAGCUGAAGCAGAAUGAGGUGGAUUGUGAGUACUUGAAGAGGUGGUGUGAGAGGCUGACACAAGAAAACAGAAGGUUACAGAAGGAAGCUGCCGAGCUGAGGGCGCUGAAGCUGCUGUCACCGAUGCAGCUGCCGGUGAACAUGAUGCCUCCCACCACCCUCACCAUCUGUCCUUCUUGCCAGCGAGUGAUCUCCCCCUCAAAGUCAUCCAACUCCUCCUCCACCACCGCCACCGCCACCUCUUCGUCUCCACCGGCAAACCGCCAGCACCACCGCUUGUUCCUUGCCGCGCCCUACUCGAAUCCAAAUCCAUGGGCCUUGGCUCCUUUUGGAUCUGCCUAUCUCAAUCGCAGCUCCUAAAGCUAUUCUUAAAUGACAUCUCAAAUUGUUUGAAAUGCUAACUCAAAACUAAGAAAUGACCAUCACUAGUGGCUCCAGGAUAUAUGAAAAAAAUUGUACCAAUUGAUGCAAAAAUACGUUGUUAGCAUGGUAGAAGAUGAAGAUGGAAUUGGAGAACGAAAAAUCUUCCUCCCAUGUGAUCAUGAUGGAUGAGGCUGAUAAAAUAAACUCCCGUCUUUUUUUUUUUUUUUUGACGGGCAUGUGCCAAUCCAUUAAUUUGUUGCUAUUUUAAUAUAUACUAAUCAAUUAAAGUAAGCAUUUCUGCAGUGA